GCCUGCUUGGCCGUGACUGGCUGUCACGGGCGCCCACGCCUAAUCCGUCUUUCUCUUUCCGCAGAGAUGGUUCGCUUCAAGUCCUGGAUGCUGCAGCACCAGAAGGCGUACAGCACGGCCGAGUACCAGCACCGGCUGCAGACCUUCGCCAACAACCGGAGGAAGAUCGAGGCCCACAAUGCCAAGAACCGCACGUUUAAAAUGGGAAUAAACCCGUUCUCAGACAUGACCUUCGCGGAAUUCAAGCACAAGUACCUGUGGUCAGAGCCUCAGAACUGCUCGGCCACCAAGAGCAACUACCUCCGGGGCCGCGGCCCCUACCCCGUCUCCGUGGACUGGAGGAAGAAAGGCCACUUCGUCUCCAACCCUGUGCCCCCCACCCUUUGCCCUCAACAGGACGGCAAAUGCAAGUUCCAGCCCGAGAAGGCCAUCGCGUUCGUCAAGGACGUGGCCAACAUCACCCUGAAUGACGAGGAGGCCAUGGUGGAGGCGGUGGCCCUGUACAACCCCGUGAGCUUUGCCUUCGAGGUGACCGGCGACUUCAUGCAGUACCGCAAGGGCAUCUACUCCAGCACUUCCUGCCACAAAACCCCGGACAAGGUGAACCACGCGGUGCUGGCCGUGGGGUACGGAGAGGAGAACGGGACGCCCUACUGGAUCGUCAAGAACUCCUGGGGUCCCCAGUGGGGGAUGAACGGGUACUUCCUCAUCGAGCGCGGGAAGAACAUGUGCGGGCUGGCCGCCUGCGCCUCCUACCCCAUCCCGCAGGUGUGAGCGGCCGCAGCGGGGACGCUGCCCAGAUGGGGACACCGGGGACGCCGGGCACUGGGCUGCUGGAGGCUGUCCUGCCCCCAGGACAUGGGGGAGCCCCCAGGCCUCGCUCUGCUGCGUCCUCACCCCGAGGGAGGAGGAGGAGGAAGAGGAGGGGGAGGAGGGGGAGGAAGAGGGGGAGUUCCAGCCACCAGCCCACCACCUCCAACCAAAGCCACCACCAGCCGUGCCUUAGGCCUGGAUUUAGGGCUCCAGGGAUAUAAUUCUCGAUUCUAUUCUUUAUUUCCGAGGCCGCGUGCGCCCCGCGGGGAGCACCGGGCCCUCCUGUGGCCUUUACCCA
Myotis davidii is the source of this 1111-nucleotide messenger RNA. RefSeq names its product cathepsin H (gene CTSH). Lineage: Eukaryota; Metazoa; Chordata; Mammalia; Chiroptera; Vespertilionidae. Gene Ontology annotation, biological process: immune response. Gene Ontology annotation, molecular function: cysteine-type endopeptidase activity. The record is from RefSeq and is a predicted model, not a curated record. The transcript is spliced from 8 exons. Gene Ontology annotation, cellular component: lysosome. The coding region runs from base 67 to 774 and encodes 235 amino acids.